This is a messenger RNA of Hydatigera taeniaeformis, 2622 nucleotides long. The record is from the annotation of a GenBank genome assembly. NCBI's taxonomy places the organism in Eukaryota, Metazoa, Platyhelminthes, Cestoda, Cyclophyllidea, Taeniidae.
GUACCACAGAAGAAGAAAUGGAAGCCAUUGUACGCAUCAUUGGACAGGGAGCAGAGUAUUAUCACUCUCACUGACGGGGACAAACGCAAGCCCGAGCGAAUUGAUCUCUCGCGUUGUGAUUUCUUUCCUGUCCAUUCGCUCCUAUUUGACAAACAACACUGUUUCGGCCUCCUUCUCUCUUCCACGGGCGAACGCGAGGACUAUGUGUUUGCGGUAGAGCCGCCUUACUCCUAUAACAGUCCUCAAGCGGCUACUUCUGGAGGCGUUGGAGUUUCAUCGAGCGGUACUUCCGCCUCCACUUCUACUCCAUCGACCUCCAUGAGACUUCAGCACAGUAUAGGCGGUGCGUCUGCGUCCAACGCUGCUACCUCAUCUGUUAACAACAACAAUAGCAGCAUUGCCACCAACAACAGCACUGGUAGUAACAGUGGUAAUGGCAACAAUGGAGGUUCUUCUGCUGGUGCUGCUGCCUCGGACUUGGACCCUCAAGCCUACGCAGGCCGGUCGGAUACCUCGAGCAGUGUGGAUCUUGUCGCAGGUCUGCCAAGGUUUUGCGAUUUCGGUGACGCUACCAGUUCCACGUGGUCGAAGAUCCUCACCUCUGCAAGUGGGGGUGUUGGGGGUGGGGCAGGUGGAAGUGGCGGUGUCGGUGGAACCGCAGGCGGUCCUGCACCCAUCGACUUAGCGUACAUGCGGUGGUUGAAGGCCCUUGCUGUGCACUGUCGCAAUACUCGUGCUGAGACGGCGGUUGAUGCUGACCCCGAACGACGGCGAAGCGAGGUUCGAUGCUUUAGGACUCUUGAAGUGAAGUUGACAAAUGCAAAGCUGUUGCCAAUGCCACCAUCGGGAAGACGUGAGGGUGGCGGAGUCUACUCCGUUACGGUGGACGGAUUGGAGAUCGCGCGGGCCUAUAGUGGGGCCACUAAUCAGACAAUCACUUUUGAGUGCGUUCAAAUCUUAACUUCCACCAAGCAUGGAUAUGGACGUUUUAAAACGUUUGUCUUUCCACUUAGAAACUUCCAUUUACUUUCUCCUUUAAUUGGUCUUAAGCAGCUGGAAGCAUGUUCUUUUUUUCCACUCAGUGCAGGCAACUUCGAGUGUUCAAGAGCGGUUGUUUCUUUUUUUAGAGAAUUCCCCCACGGAUACAAAAAAGUCGAGGUGACUUACCGCGAGGAUAAAAAAAAACGGCAACCGGUGGUGUUGGCUGAACUGCAGCUGAUGUCUCGAAGACACAGCGCUUUGGUGAACAGCACCGGCGCUAUUUCCCAACCCUUCCCACUGGGCAGUUCAUCUGGUCUCGAGGUGGCUCUUAUGCCAGGGCGGAGUCGGACCACCGUCUCUAAUCCAUCGGAGGGUCCGGGGCAGUCCUUUCCAUGUCAGCCACCAACUUCACAACAGCAGCAGCAGGUGACUCUGUCCUCCAUGCCCACACCGAUAUGCUGCUUUCAGGAGUCUGUCUCACCACAGGCAACACUCAUCUACAGGGAGCUCUACGUUCUUCCUUUUCAAUGUUAUGACAAACUAAGGAAGGUUAUCACCUCACAUCUGGAGACAGAACUUGUCCCAGCCUGUACGUAUAUGUGGGAUGUUUUGGCUAGUGACCAGGGCAACUUCCAAUCAAGCCUUCUAUUAGCCUGCAUUGAAUCAAAGCGCCACUUGGAGUUAAUUGUCAAUCUCCUUAAGGCAGUCAUCCCCGCCGAUAAUCCGGCCGGUGCCUUCCGGUCGAAUGCUCUGGGGCAGUUGAUUAUGGAUCAGUACAUGAACAUGGUUUGUUCUGAGUGGCGACAAAAGUGCUUUCGUCGCGUCUUCAAUGAGAUCGCAAAGGGGGCGCCUAGUGCUGCUGGAGGCGCCGGCACGACCACUGCCUCGGCCAUCUUGCCAACAGCUGUCACCUCCACCGGGGCCUCCAGUGCCGGCACCACCUCACGAGUCGUCAGAUUCUCUUCAGGCGGAGAAAAAUCGGUCUUAGAAGUUGAGGCCUCUUCUUCAUCAGGGUCUGGCUCUUGCAAUACGCCUUUUGGCAGUGGCGGCAGCUCCGAGCUGCAUCGUGUUUCAACUUGCCCCCCACAACACCACAGAGAUUCGUCUCCGGUGGCAUCACACAGUUUCUCCCAAACUGGCUCCCGUGUUGACGUCUGUUCCACUCAAGCUGAGUGGUACUGCAGUCUGGUCGAAUUGCUUGUGGAAGACUUGCUUGAGUACGCUAAAGAAUUUCCCCUUCAAAUCCGCUGGAUCUAUUCCGAGUUGCAGACCCUCACAACGGUUGCUAAAAACCUCAUUGCUCUAACUAGUCAGAAACGCAGUGAUAAUGCUCUUCCCUCUGAGAUCUUCGAAUCUUGCCGAUCGAAUUUACUCAAUAAAUUCGCUCCGCACGUCUUGGUUGGGAUGACACUGUGUUGGAGCAGAGAGUCGGAGAAAGUGGCAGGUGGGGAUGGUGGUGGUGGCGGUGGCGGUGGCGAUGAGUUCGCCUUUACUGCUGCUGCUGCUGCCGCUGCUAACGAUAGUGAUGAUGCGAGUGGUGUCAGUGGCGAUGGCGGUGGUGUCUUUACUGUAGACAGACAUGAGGCAGGAUGGUGUUGGCUGGAGUGGAGACGUUGCCAAGAGCCACUGCGAAAUGACUGA